This is a messenger RNA of Manduca sexta (tobacco hornworm), 1259 nucleotides long. RefSeq lists its product as uncharacterized. Lineage: Eukaryota; Metazoa; Arthropoda; Insecta; Lepidoptera; Sphingidae. The coding region runs from base 266 to 1234 and encodes 322 amino acids. The transcript has a single exon. The record is from RefSeq and is a predicted model, not a curated record.
AACCUUCUAAUAUAAAAGCCCAGCAAAGAUUCACGCACAUUAGUGGCUUCAGAGCGCUGAGUAAUAAUAAAAUUAUUCCCUUGACUUUUUCUGUUUCGUACUUAAGUGUGUACGGUCUGCAUCGUAAAUAGAUGUAGGAUAAUUAAUAUGAUAUGUUGGUCGGCAAUCGGCAUACUUAUCGCACGUACCUGCUAUUCGCAUUAUAAAUUGACCAUAGUUCCCCAAACUUUUUCUAAAUCCUAAAACGUUUCUUAAUUUUCCCGCCAUGUUGUGUCACCGAUGUCAUGCAGAAUGCGGAGAUGGUGUUCAAUGCACUUCAUGUCGUAAUUACUAUGAUUAUCCUUGUGCGGGUAUAACUGAAGCAGGCUAUAAAAAAUUGGGUGACAGAAAAGCAACCUGGAAGUGUGGCGGCUGUAAAGCUGGAGCAAUCAGCCCUAUUCAAAUAAAAUCAAAUCAAAGUAAAACAUCAACAGUCGACAUGGAAACCAUCCACCAGGAACUUAAAAAACUCACUAAGCAAAUGUCAUCACUACCUCAAUUAGUUGCAACCGUCAAGACCAUUCAAUCUGAUCUCGAAGAUCUGAAGACCAUGAAAAAUGAGAUGUCUGACUUUAAGGAAUCGCUGAAUCACGUGCACGUCUCCAUUGACGACCUCGUUAGCAGAGUAGCGGAACUCGACCAAGAAAUGCAGUCGCUCAAAAACACCAGAGAUGACAUUUCUCGACUUGAGCGGCGGAUGGAAAAGUUCGAAAUAAACAUGCGUGAAAUGGAACAGAGGUCGAGAUCAAACAAUAUCGAAAUUAAAGGAGUUCCAGUCGCUGCUUCGCAAAAUCUUUAUUCUAUUAUCUCCAAAAUUGGUAUCGUUAUUAACUGUGAGAUCUCUAUGAGUCAGAUAAAUUAUAUCGCAAGUGUUCCCCAAAGAGGUAAUAAGAGUAACAAAAACAUUAUCAUAUCGUUACACAAUCGAUAUCUGAGAGAUGAAUUUAUAAGUGCAGCUAAAAGAUUUAAAAUUCUUACAACUAAAGAUCUUGGUCUUGGUGGCGAUGGUAAGAUCUUUAUAAAUGAUCACUUAACAUUAGAAAAUAAGCAACUAUUAAAUAAAGCUAAGACUCUUGCCAAAGAAAAAAAAUUUUCCUACACGUGGGUAAAAAACUGCACCAUAUUUGUGAGAAAAAACAUUACUUCACCGACUUUUGCAAUCAAGACCGAAAAGGAUUUGAAAAAGAUUUUCUGAAAUUGUUCUCAUCAUUAAUUGUGUC